This is a messenger RNA of Arvicola amphibius (Eurasian water vole), 1019 nucleotides long. RefSeq names its product PILR alpha associated neural protein (gene Pianp). The transcript is spliced from 5 exons. Bases 1 to 921 code for a protein of 306 amino acids. Gene Ontology annotation, cellular component: membrane. Gene Ontology annotation, biological process: regulation of immune response. The record is from RefSeq and is a predicted model, not a curated record. NCBI's taxonomy places the organism in Eukaryota, Metazoa, Chordata, Mammalia, Rodentia, Cricetidae.
AUGCUAAGAAGCAGUGGAUAUUGGGAAGCAGCAGUGUGGCUGGUAACUGGGCAGGGGGUGGGGCACGAAGAGGCAGAAUUGGUGGAUGGGCCUGCACCGCUGCUGUUCCAGCUCCUCCCUCUCUGGCCACUGCUGCUGCUACCCCUUUCACCACCCGUUCAGGGCUCCUCCCCUCGGUCCCCACCAGCCCCAGCCCGUCCCCCCUGUGUCCGGGGUGGCCCCUCAGCCCCUCGCCAUGUGUGUGUUUGGGAGCGGGCUCCUCCACCAAGCCGAUCCCCACGGCUCCCAAGAUCACGUCGGCAAGUUCUGCCAGGCACUGCCCCUCCUGCCACCCCAUCAGGCUUUGAGGAGGGGCCUCCCUCAUCUCAGUACCCCUGGGCUAUUGUGUGGGGUCCCACAGUCUCUAGGGAGGAUGGAGGGGACCCCAACUCUGUCAAUCCUGGAUUUCUGCCCCUGGACUAUGGUUUUGCAGCCCCACAUGGGCUGGCUACCCCGCACCCCAACUCCGACUCAAUGCGGGAUGAUGGAGAUGGGCUCAUCCUUGGGGAAACACCUGCUACCUUGAGGCCCUUCCUGUUUGGAGGGCGUGGAGAAGGUGUGGACCCUCAGCUUUAUGUUACGAUCACCAUAUCCGUCAUCAUUGUUCUUGUGGCUACAGGCAUCAUCUUCAAGUUCUGCUGGGACCGCAGCCAGAAGAGGCGCAGGCCCUCAGGGCAGCAAGGUGCCCUGAGGCAGGAGGAGAGCCAGCAACCACUGACAGACUUAUCCCCUGCUGGAGUCACUGUGCUGGGGGCCUUCGGGGACUCACCUACCCCCACCCCUGACCAUGAGGAGCCCCGAGGGGGACCCCGGCCUGGGAUGCCCCAGCCCAAGGGGGCUCCAGCCUUCCAGUUGAACCGGAUUCCCCUGGUGAAUCUGUGAUGCUCCCCCAUGUUGGGGUGCUGCCAAGCGGGAGGCCAAGUGGCCGGCAUAGCCACCAUCCACUGAGGGUGGGGCAACCGUGGGGAACUGGGGCCAUG